AAGCCGGAAGCGGCGCGGCGGAAGCGGGUCCCGGCUGGCGGGGGUCGGCAGGUGAUACUGGGCGGCGCAGAGCCAUCUUACCCGGCCGGGGAGGGGAGUCCGGCCGCUGCCUGCGCCAGGAGACGAGCCGGGCUGCGGGGAAGCUGGGGCCAUGGGGCGCUAGAGACCGGCACCCCGGAGCCGCGCGGUCCCAGCCCCGGGAGGCGGCGGCAGCAGCUCCCGGUCCGCGUCCGUCAGCCGCUGGAGCGGCGUCCCCGCACUUGCCCGCCGGCCCCAUGGGGGAAGAGACGCUGCCAGCGCUCUGGUAGCCACCCCCAGGACACCGCUUCCUCUCCCCCCUCCACCGAGCCUCCCAUCCAACACCUCCUGGGCAGCCCCCCCCGACACUGACCCCUGGGGGCACCGGUCCCUCCCCGGGCACUGACCACGGGUCCCACUGCUUUCCUCCCUCCGCCCCCGGGACCGACCGCAGCGACACGGCUCCCUUCCUCCACCAGGCACCGAGCCCUGGGACACUGACCCGGGCACCGCUCCUCCCCAGAGCCCUCCAACCUUCCCCUGCCCAGGGCGCUGCUUUUCCCUUCGCUCUUCCUGCUACCCCUGGGGCUGCUUCACCCGCGACUUGCCUCCUGCCUCCCAGGCAGUGCGUGAGGACCACCCCCCCAUCCCGACCCCUCACGAGAACAGGGGAGGUUUUACAACCAUUCAAACACAGGAAGUGUCCCACCUCCAGCCCCCCACUACCUUUUUUUGUGAAGGGGAGAAAGCAGAUUUUUUGUUUGUUUUUUGCACUUGUAGUGAGAGAAAAGCACAACCUCAGGGAGACCUGACUCUAUAGAGAAACUUAAGAAACAAACAACCCCCUUUCCCCCAUCAGACUCUCCAGGUCACUUGCAGCUGAAACCUUCAGACUUUCCUGUGUCUGUCAGACACACGCCUGUGUCAGGGCUGGAAGCAUCAUUCAACAGACUAACCAAGUCCUAGGGUUUAAGUAUGUUUUGUGGACAUAAAAGUUUUUAAACUUUUUAAAGAACUUGGUAUCUUUGAGAUUUUUACAAGUGUCCCUUAUUUUAUGUCACUUUUCUGCUCUCCCCGCUUGAGACAGCUGUUGCUCUGUUUUUUCCCUGGUGUUGUAGUAUGGGGACCUGAGUGGAGCUGGACUUUUAAUUAUCGAUAAAAGUUGUCCUGGAGUCACGUUCAUCCGUCUGUCUGAGUGAUCAAAUCUGUCCCUUUUCUUCUUCGUGUCUAUUGGAUGUGAUGGAACUCAUGUUUGCAGAGUGGGAGGACGGGGAAAGGUUUUCGUUUGAAGACUCUGACCGCUUUGAGGAAGACUCUCUUUGUUCCUUCAUCUCUGAGGCAGAGAGCCUUUGCCAGAACUGGAGAGGAUGGAGGAAGCAAUCAGCUGGACCCAAUUCCCCCACUGUCAAAAUGAAAGAUGGUUUGGUGAUUCCACUGGUGGAACUCUCUGCGAAGCAGGUGGCAUUUCACAUUCCAUUCGAGGUAGUGGAGAAAGUCUACCCCCCCGUACCUGAACAGCUGCAGCUUCGGAUCGCCUUCUGGAGCUUCCCAGAGAACGAGGAGGACAUCAGGUUGUACUCCUGCCUGGCGAAUGGCAGUGCAGAUGAGUUCCAGCGGGGGGAGCAGCUGUUCCGGAUGCGAGCUGUCAAAGACCCUCUUCAGAUAGGUUUCCACCUGAGUGCCACUGUGGUACCUCCGCAGAUGGUGCCACCAAAAGGUGCAUACAACGUGGCAGUGAUGUUUGAUCGAUGCAGGAUCACCUCAUGCAGCUGUACCUGUGGAGCUGGGGCCAAGUGGUGUGCCCAUGUCGUGGCCCUCUGUCUCUUCCGGAUACACAAUGCAUCUGCAGUAUGCUUGCGAGCACCUGUUUCAGAGUCCUUGUCUCGGCUGCAGAGAGAUCAGCUACAGAAAUUUGCUCAGUACCUGAUCAGUGAACUCCCACAACAGAUUCUUCCUACUGCUCAGCGCCUACUGGAUGAGCUGUUAUCGUCUCAAUCCACUGCCAUCAACACAGUGUGUGGAGCCCCAGAUCCCACUGCUGGUCCCUCAGCCUCAGACCAAAGCACCUGGUACCUGGAUGAAUCUACUUUAAGUGACAACAUAAAGAAAACCCUUCACAAAUUCUGUGGGCCCUCUCCUGUUGUCUUCAGUGAUGUGAACUCUAUGUACCUCUCCUCCACGGAGCCACCAGCCGCUGCCGAGUGGGCAUGUCUCCUGCGUCCCCUGAGAGGGAGAGAGCCUGAGGGGAUCUGGAACCUGCUCUCUAUUGUUCGGGAGAUGUUCAAGAGAAGAGACAGCAAUGCAGCCCCUCUGCUGGAGAUCCUGACUGACCAGUGUCUGACCUAUGAGCAGAUAACGGGUUGGUGGUACAGCGUGCGAACAUCUGCGUCCCACAGCAGCGCUAGCGGGCACACCGGCCGCAGUAAUGGUCAGUCAGAAGUGGCUGCCCAUGCCUGUGCCAGCAUGUGUGAUGAGAUGGUGGUUCUCUGGAGGCUGGCUGUCCUAGACCCAACCAUCAGCCCACAGAGGCGCAGGGACCUUUGCACCCAGCUCAGACAGUGGCAGCUGAAAGUCAUAGACAAUGUCAAGAGGGGGCAGCACAAGAAAUCCCUGGAGAAGCUCUUCCAAGGUUUCAAGCCAGCUGUGGAAGCCUGUUACUUCAACUGGGAGGAGGCCUAUCCCAUCCCUGGCAUCACCUACAGCAGCACUGAUAAGAAGAAUUCGUUCUGUUGGGUAAAGGCUGUCCAGCAGAGGAACUGUCGGUUGCAGUGUGUGGAAACCACGUGUGAGGCUGGCAGAGGCCAUGGGCAGGAACCUGGGGGAACCUGUCUGCAGCCAGGGGACAGGUCACGCCCCUCUUCGCAAGAGCCAGCUGUCCGUCCUAAGGAACUCAUUGGGAAGCGGAAAGUUGUCUCUGAAGCCCCCCAGAGGGCUCUGCGCCGACUUUCAGCGGAAGGAGAUAAGGCUGUUUAUAAGACAGCAGUAGGCAAGGCCAAGCUGCCGGUGGGGAAAAGCUUAGCCAGUAAACAUAGUGGGAAACGCCGCAUGAGCAGUGAAGACAGCUCUCUGGAACCAGACUUGGCAGAGAUGAGCCUGGAUGACAGCAGCUUGGCUCUGGGGGCGGAGGCCAGUAACACCUUCAGUUUCACGGAGAGCCCCCUGAGUAGGAGCUACAGGGACACUUUUGAAGAUGACGGUGGCGUGUACUUCUCGGAGGGUCCUGAGCCCAGCGUCAGGAGCAAUCCCGCUGCCAAGAAAGCUCCAAAGGAUCCCGUGGAAGAAGUGGGCAGCGGAGAUGACGAUCUGCCUUCUGCAGAUGAGAACGGUGCAAGCCGGAAGCCAGAAGAGGUGGCCAAGGAGGAGGAGGACAAAGCAGAGGGGGGGAAUGAAGAGGAGCAGGACAUCUUUGCUGGUAUAAAGCCCCUGGAGCAGGAGAACAGGAUGGAGAUCCUCUUUGCCUGUGCAGAGGCUCUCUAUGCACACGGAUACAGUAAUGAAGCAUGCCGUCUGACUGUAGAACUGGCCAGGGACCUACUGGCCAACCCUCCAGAUCUCAAGGUGGAGCAGCCCCCAACCAAGGGGAAGAAGAACAAGGUGUCGACCAGCAAGCAGACGUGGAUGGCAACCAACACCCUGUCCAAAGCUGCUUUCCUGCUGACUGUGCUGAGUGAGAGGCUGGAAUACCACAACUUGGCCUUCCGCAUUGGCAUGUUUGCCUUGGAGCUACAGAGGCCUCCUGCCUCUACCAAGGCCCUGGAGGUGAAGCUGGCAUACCAGGAAUCUGAGAUUGUGGCCUUGUUAAAGAAGAUCCCUUUGGGCACUAAUGAGAUGAACACCAUUCGAGGAAGGGCUGAAGAGCUGAGAGAAGGGACCUUGUGUGAUUAUCGCCCUGUCCUGCCUCUCAUGCUGGCCAGCUUCAUAUUUGAUGUCCUAUGCACUCCAGUGGUUUCUCCGACAGGGUCCAGGCCCCCAAGCCGUAAUUGGAAUAAUGAAAUGCCUGGCGAUGAGGAACUUGGUUUUGAAGCAGCUGUUGCUGCUCUUGGCAUGAAGACGACUGUGAGUGAAGCAGAGCACCCUCUUCUGUGCGAAGGAACCCGAAGAGAGAAGGGUGAUCUGGCUCUAGCUCUGAUGAUCACAUACAAAGAUGACCAGUCUAAACUGAAAAAGAUUUUAGACAAACUGCUAGACAGAGAGAGCCAAACACACAAGCCACAGACUCUGAGUUCCUUCUACUCAUCCAGCAAGCCCACAGUAGCCAAUCAGAAAUCUCCUUCCAAACAUGCUGCCCAAUCCACCACAGCUAUCCAGCAGCUUCCAGGGACGUCAGUCACUCAGCAAGCAGGUGUAACCACUGCAGUCCAGAGCAGUCCUUCUGAAAGCUUUGUGGAGAAGAGUGCACAGGAGAGCUCUCAGAGGUCUCCUUGCGAGCCGCCUGGGGAGUCCAGUGUCGUGAAACAGGAGGGGAAGGUUCCCAGUCGUCUGGCCCUUGGAAGUCGAGGUGGAUACAAUGGGAGAUGCUGGGGCUCACCUGUCAGGCAGAAGAAGAAACACACAGGUAUGGCCAGUAUUGACAGCAGUGCUCCCGAAACCACCUCUGACAGCUCUCCAACCCUCAGUCGGCGGCCCCUUCGUGGGGGAUGGGCAGCCACCUCCUGGGGCAGAGGACAGGACAGUGACAGCAUCAGCAGCUCAUCCAGUGACUCACUGGGCUCAUCGUCCUCGAGUGGCAGCAGGAGAGCCAGUGGUGGAGCACGUGCAAAGACUGUGGAAGUUGGCAGGUAUAAAGGGAGGCGGCCGGAAAGCCAUGCACCUCACGUCCCAAACCAACCCUCAGAAGCAGCUGCUCACUUCUACUUUGAACUGGCCAAGACAGUUCUUAUCAAGGCGGGUGGAAACAGCAGUACCUCCAUCUUCACUCAUCCCUCCUCCAGCGGUGGGCACCAGGGGCCCCACCGCAACCUCCAUCUCUGCGCCUUCGAGAUUGGGCUCUAUGCACUAGGGCUGCACAACUUUGUGUCUCCCAACUGGCUCUCUCGAACCUACUCCUCCCACGUCUCUUGGAUCACAGGGCAGGCCAUGGAGAUUGGCAGCGCAGCCUUGAACAUUCUGGUGGAGUGUUGGGAUGGACACUUGACUCCUCCGGAAGUGGCAUCAUUGGCAGACAGGGCUUCAAGGGCCAGGGACUCCAACAUGGUGCGAGCAGCUGCUGAACUGGCACUCAGCUGCCUGCCCCAUGCCCAUGCCCUGAACCCAAAUGAGAUCCAGAGGGCCCUGGUGCAGUGCAAGGAGCAGGAUAACCUGAUGCUGGAGAAGGCCUGCAUGGCCGUGGAAGAGGCAGCCAAAGGAGGUGGGGUCUACCCAGAAGUCUUGUUUGAAGUGGCACACCAGUGGUACUGGCUGUAUGAACAGACUGUUGGUGGGACCCCGGCGCAGAGAGAAGGAGCUACUGGUUGCAGCGCCAGUGGUGCCCGGGCAGGCUCUGAAGCAGUGCGUGGAUUGACAGACAGCAGGGUGACUGCUGAGCCCACCACUGUGACAGUGGCAGCUGCAGUGACAGCAGCAGCCACAGUAGUGCCAGUGAUCUCUGUGGGGUCAACUAUCUACCAGCAGCAUACGAUGGCCGGGCCGGCAAUGGCACAUGCACACACCCAGGGCCUGCACCCCUACACUACUCUCCAGACCCAUAUACCCUGUAACCCUCAGUAUAUUGGACACCCAAUCCAGCACAUGCCACGCCCAGCAGUCUUCCCUGUGCCUGGCUCAGCGUACCCCCAGGGUAUCCACCCAGCAUUCAUAGGAGCACAGUAUCCCUAUUCUGUAACAACACCAUCUCUGGCAGCUACAGCAGUGUCGUUUCCCGGUGUGCCCGUCCCAUCCAUGACACAGAUUGCAGUGCACCCGUACCAUGCCGAGACAGGACUGUCACUGUCUUCCAACGUAGCAAUAGGGAGUGUCCAUGCGGGGUCAACAUUCCCAGCAAUUCAGGGGGCUCCCUUGACGGCUCUUUCCUCGCAGCCCAACUCCCUUGUUACAGGGGGCUUUCCUUCAGAGGAUGAACAGCACAGUCAGCCUGUGAGCCCCCAGGGUCUGCACUACCUCCACUCUGCCUACCGAGUUGGGAUGCUGGCACUGGAGAUGCUUGGCCGGAGAGCUCACAACGACCAUCCCAACAACUUCUCCCGCAGCCCGCCCUAUACAGAGGAUGUGAAAUGGCUCCUGGGGUUAGCUGCCAAGCUAGGUGUAAACUAUGUACAUCAGUUCUGCGUUGGCGCAGCCAAGGGGGUGCUGAGCCCUUUUGUGCUGCAGGAGAUCAUCAUGGAAGCACUACAGAGGCUCAACCCUGCCCAUGUCCACAACCACCUGCGCACUCCAGCCUUCCACCAGCUGGUGCAGCGGUGCCAGCAGGCGUACAUGCAGUACAUCCACCACCGGUUGAUCCACCUCACCCCAGCUGACUACGAUGACUUUGUGAAUGCCAUCCGCAGUGCCCGAAGCGCCUUCUGCUUGACUCCCAUGGGCAUGAUGCAGUUCAACGAUAUCCUCCAGAACCUAAAGCGCAGCAAGCAGACCAAGGAGCUGUGGCAAAGGGUCUCUCUGGAAAUGACCACCUUUUCCCCGUGACAGCAGGCAGAACGCUACAGACUUGCAGACCUCCACCCUGGGUAGCUUUAGUUCCAAUCACACCAUCGUUCCUUAUGGUGUCUUUUUUAUUUUAGUUUUAACUUGUUGGAAACCACUGAUCUGAUGUAUUUAUACCGUGACAUUCCUCUCCAGCGCCACCGCAUAGCAGUGCUCAGCUUCACUUGUUCUUCCUCCGACCCCCCGCAAGCCACGGCCUUCGUAAGGGGGGAGGAAAUGAGAAGCAGUUGAGCUGGCUUCCCUGCGGUGUAUCCUUGAUUUCGCCCCGUGCCCCCAAGGCUGUCCCACGAGCGGUUUGCAGUGUGUGUGCACGUGUUUGAGGGCGGGGAGAGUCUGUCUUCAAACAAAUAUUUAUUUUGGCAUUUAUAAAUGUGUAAACUUCUUUUUUUUUUUUUUUUUUUUGUAUGGGCUUCUCUCUCUCUCCACAUGCCAGCUUCUGUCAGGGAGGCUGGGGCCGCGCUCUGCAGAGCUCCCAGGCCAUUCCUCGCAGCACCACCUGCUGAGAGAAGCUGGAGUAGCAGGGAGCUCCUCGCUGCCCAGCCACCUCCACAAUUCCCUGCAUCAGCUUCUGAUGGGAGAGGUUGGGACUUGGAGAGUCGUGCACCGGGACUGUGCUCAGCUGCCUGGAGGCCUGGCUGAGCUGCUGGGGCUCUUUCCCAGGAGUGUUGCUGCCCGGGCACUGCUGGCUCUGUAGGAUGUUCUGAGUUGUACAAUCGUGUUCCUUUGGCUGGGGUAUUACUCUCCUGUAAUCAAUUUCUUAUCCCUGGUCUCUUCUCGUUUCCUGAUUAAACACUCGUUUUCUUAGACUGA
Messenger RNA from Mauremys reevesii (Reeves's turtle), 7467 nucleotides. RefSeq names its product zinc finger SWIM-type containing 8 (gene ZSWIM8). Gene Ontology annotation, molecular function: zinc ion binding. The record is from RefSeq and is a predicted model, not a curated record. Gene Ontology annotation, cellular component: Cul2-RING ubiquitin ligase complex. Lineage: Eukaryota; Metazoa; Chordata; Testudines; Geoemydidae. The transcript is spliced from 27 exons. Bases 1258 to 6639 code for a protein of 1793 amino acids.